AUUUUCUAUUUCCAAAACCCAGCUUGUGUUGUCUCUAGAGAGUGUCAUUUGUACCGUAAUCUUGGCCUCGCAUAUUGCAGAAACCACAAAAUUGAGCCUAAACGAUGGCUUCGCAGAAUGGUGACGAGAGCCACCAACCGCCACCGCCACCGCAACCGCAUGGUCAAACGGUUACUGAAGCGGGAUGGUAUGUUCUAGGCGAGGAUCAACAACAGGUUGGUCCUUACGCCUUUUCAGAGUUGCGCGAGCAUUUUUUGAAUGGAUACCUCUCCGAAAAUACGUUUGUGUGGUCCGAAGGAAGGAGUGAGUGGCAGCCCUUGUCCUCAGUUUCUGACCUGUGGACUCAAAUUAACCAGCAAGGACCUGAUUCUUCAACUGCAGUGUCUGCUCAAGAUGUUGAUGAGUUUGAAAGAUGGCAAAAGGAGAUUCAGGAGGCAGAGGCACAGGUGGAAGGUUCGGAAUUUGGAAUUGUUUCUGGCGAUGUUGGCGGUAGUGUAGCAGGAGCAGAUUUUGAGAGACCUUCAACACCACCUGAGGGUGAAGAAGAAUUUACUGAUGAUGAUGGGACUGUAUAUAAGUGGGAUAGGAAUCUGAGGGCUUGGGUUCCCCAGGAGUAUCCAACUGGCAGCACCGAUCCUUACGGGGUUGAAGAGAUGACCUUCUUGCUAGAAGAGGAAGUUUUUCCAACAAUACCUGAUUCUGAUGCCUCUGAAAAGCUUGAAGAUAGUUCAAAAUUGUUUGUUUCUGCGCCUUCCUUAAAGGAAGAAGUAAAUGAAGAAAAAAAUACCGAUGUGGUAGCAGAUGGAAAAAGGAAGCUUUCAGAUAAACAAACUGACAAGAAGGAAGCUAAUAAAGCCCCUGAUAGUUGGUUUGAAUUAAAGGUCAAUACACAUGUUUAUGUCACUGGGUUGCCUGAGGAUGUUACUGUUGAUGAAAUUGUAGAGGUAUUUUCCAAAUGUGGAAUUAUAAAGGAGGACCCAGAAACCAAAAGGCCUCGUGUGAAGCUCUAUGUUGAUAAAGAGACAGGAAGGAUAAAGGGGGAUGCUCUGGUUACGUAUCUUAAGGAACCUUCAGUAGCUUUGGCACUUCAAAUUUUAGAUGGAACACCUCUUCGCCCUGGUGGCAAGAUUCCUAUGUCUGUCAGCCAGGCUAAAUUUGAGCAGAAAGGAGACAAGUUUGUAUCCAAGCAAGUAGACAAUAAAAAGAAAAAGAAGUUGAAAAGGGUGGAAGAAAAAAUGCUUGGAUGGGGUGGUCGUGAUGAUGCAAAAGUUUCAAUUCCAGCAACUGUUAUCCUUCGCCAUAUGUUCACUCCAGUUGAAAUGAGGGCUGAUGAAAAUUUGCGUUUAGAACUAGAAGAAGAUGUUAAAGAAGAGUGUACAAAGCUUGGUCCUGUAGAUUCAGUCAAGAUAUGUGAGAAUCACCCUCAGGGGGUUGUUUUGGUAAAAUUCAAGGAUAGGAGGGAUGCCCAGAAGUGCAUAGAAUUGAUGAAUGGAAGAUGGUUUGGUGGUAGACAGAUACAUGCCAGUGAAGAUGAUGGUUCAGUUAACCAUGCCUUAGUCCGGGAUCUGGAUGGAGAUGCCAUCCGGCUUGAGCAGUUUGGUGCUGAACUUGAAGGUGACUGAGUUAUUGAGAAUAACAUUGCACCAGAUUCACAGUUCCCAAGAAGUCUGGACCUAGGAAUAUUAAUUUCAUGAUGGCUGAAGCUUUUGGAUUUCUAGGUCAUCACUUUUCUCGGUUUUGCAAUGAUAUCUUAGUUUUCCUUAUGUAUUUGGGAAAAGCAAAAAAAGAAAAUACAGGAGAAAAGAAGUUAUUGAUUUGGCUAACUCGUCUUAUUUGGAAAUUUGUGUAAUAUACCCUGUGCAAGCAUUCAGUUAUUUCAGUUUACACAGAUUGUGACAUGUGACAAUGCAGUUAAAUUUGAAAUCAGAUUAAUUUAUUUAUCUUAA
Cajanus cajan (pigeon pea) is the source of this 1946-nucleotide messenger RNA. RefSeq names its product RNA binding (RRM/RBD/RNP motifs) family protein (gene ELF9). Gene Ontology annotation, molecular function: RNA binding. NCBI's taxonomy places the organism in Eukaryota, Viridiplantae, Streptophyta, Magnoliopsida, Fabales, Fabaceae. Gene Ontology annotation, cellular component: U2 snRNP; U2-type spliceosomal complex. Gene Ontology annotation, biological process: mRNA splicing, via spliceosome. The record is from RefSeq and is a predicted model, not a curated record.